Molecule: messenger RNA, 2643 nt
Organism: Anopheles aquasalis
Lineage: Eukaryota; Metazoa; Arthropoda; Insecta; Diptera; Culicidae
Biological process (GO): proteolysis
Molecular function (GO): serine-type endopeptidase activity
Source: RefSeq, a predicted model, not a curated record
AUGCCAAAUGAACGAGAAUCGUUGGACGAUUGCCACUUUCGAUACUAUCACUUGGGUGGAGGAAAUGCAGUGGCUCCUGCCUUCGGUAGCCCCGCGUUUCUGCGGGAGUUCGCGCAUAUAGCGGCCAUUGGAUGGUCGCAGAAGGAUGGGCACGUUCGGUGGAGUUGUGGUGGAUCGUUGAUUUGGGAAAAUUUCGUGCUAACGGCCGCUCACUGCGCCGCAGAUGAAGACAACAUAGCGCCCGAUGUGGUGCGCCUCGGUGAUAUCGAUCUGUACAACGAUACGGAUGAUGCGUUCGCCCAGCAGUACAGGGUAGUGGAGAUCAUUCGCCAUCCCGACCAUCGGUUCAUAGCCAAGUACCAUGAUGUGGCGUUGUUGAAACUUGACCAGCAUGUGACAUUGAACGAGACCGUUGCACCGGCAUGCUUGUGGAACGAGGAGGAAAUUAGAUUCCCCGUGCUACAGGCUGCCGGCUGGGGAGCUACUGGUUUCGGACAAGCGCAAACUCCGAGCUUAUUGAAGGUAUCACUCCGGCCCGUUGCGAAGGAGCAGUGCAAUCGGCAGUAUCAAGCGGGUGAUCGUGGCUUGAAGGAUGGUCUCAAAGCGGAUCAAAUGUGCGCUGGUGAUAUUAGAAUGGAUACGUGUCCCGGUGAUUCCGGUGGUCCGCUAGAGGUGAAGCUACUACACAACAGCAAAAUGACCCCCUUUAUUGUGGCCAUAACCUCGUUUGGUACCGCGUGUGGUCAAUCAUUGCCCGGAGUGUACACAAAGGUCGCGAGCUACAUACCGUGGAUACGAUCCGUGUUGGAGGCACACGGCGAGGAAGCCCCCGAGUGGAAGUUCCGACCGUACGCCUGUGCACUACGCUAUUUGACGUUGCGCGAGUACGAACCAGAUGUGGUCGCGAGUAAAACCGACUUGUCAGAGUCGGUGGAUCUAGAGAACGUGCAUCUGCAGCUCGCCGAACCUACGUCAACCGUAGUUCUUGGUUGGGACACAGAGAGUGCCGACAAUUGCCAAGGUGUGCUGAUUGAUGAAAGUACCGUUGUAACUUUGGCACAAUGUACUUCGUUCAAAGGGUAUCCUCCGACGUACGUGAUUGUGCCUGCUAACGGAGACGUUCAAUACGAUAUAUCGAGCAUUUCUAACCAUCCGGAAUAUCGGAACGGAUCGUUGUACAACAAUAUUGCCAUCGUUAAGUUGGACGAACCGUUGAACUUCCACCAGUACCUGUUACCGGCCUGUUUGUGGCCACACUCUGCGCUUCCGGAUGAUCGAUUCGAGUUCCUAGGUCGGGGCCGACGGGAUCUCAAUGAGCUUUACUUAUAUCAAACACCGACGAUAAACGGUGUGUCAAAGAGUUUGAUUUCUCGUGCGGAUCUACACCAAGGAGACAACUGUACACUUUCCUCUUUGUAUGCGGCUCGUUUAACGACGGGAUUGAGCGAGGAGCAUCUGUGCUUUGGAAACGAACUCUUUCUGGUGCCGGAAACCUGUGAGCUGAUGUACGGUGGUGCGGUACAGCGGAAUGUGUUUCGCCUGCAGAAGUACUUCAAGCAUCUGUUUGGUCUUAACCUGCUAGGCCGAGACUGUGGGUAUGGACAGUCGGCCAUUGCGGUACGGAUAGCCAGCCACAUGGAGUGGUUGAGCAAGAUGCUGCUCACCAAUCGACCACACGAAGCGGCGAGCGCAGUUCGGUUCUACAACAGUGACUUGGCACCUGGGGAUCAAUGUCAACUGCCAUUUGGUGCCGGCUCUGGCCAAUGUACUGAGGUGGAGCACUGCCCAAAGGUCAGCUAUGAUGUGCAACUAGAGCGACAAGUUUCGUUUUGUGCUAAUGCGUCGAUCGUUUGCUGUCCGUUGCAUCAUAUACGGAAUAUUACCCACAAGCUGUCACCUAGUGCUGCCCAGAAGGAGCUCGACGAUUGUGCAUCGCGAUACAAGUCAGUUCAUCGUAAGACUUAUCUUUUCUAUGAAAUUCGCGAUGACAUGGACAUGGACGAGACUGGGCGAGACCAGUUCCCUCACGUGGUGAUUGUGAUAUGGCGGACAGUUGAUGGAACUCUCUACGAGUGUGUCGGUACGCUGAUCACACAAAGUGCUGUCCUGUCGACGGCCGAAUGUCUCUCACUGAUCGGCACCAAUCGGGCGGUGGUGCUGCUGGGAUUCAACAGUACCUCAACCACGAUUCCGGUGCAAGAGGUCAUCAUACACCCACAGUACGAAGCGUCUAACCGGCGCAACGAUAUCGGAUUGGUGAAGCUGGAGGGUAAGGUAGAGCCAGCUACGGGCAAAGUACCGGCAUGCCUAUGGCAGAAUCAAACUCAUACACCUUUCCGGCUAAAGCAGUUCAUGCAAGCGGAGAUGCAGUGGCUGAACAGCUAUCCAAUGUACAACAAGGAUUGCGAGAGCUACAAGCACUACGCUAGCCAAAGCAUUGAGCCGACGCAGCUCUGCCUCAACCUGGAAAGCGCUAACAAUCCCAUCGUACCGGGCGAACCCGCGUUUUGGCAGAAUGAGCUGGAUGAUGCGGCCGGAUAUGUGGUGCAGUACUUGGUGGGAUUCGUCAGCUACACGUUUCCGAUGGUGACGGUGCACACACGGAUCGAGUCAUACGUCGACUGGAUCAGGAGUGUGCUCUAA